Messenger RNA from Prunus armeniaca (apricot), 915 nucleotides. The record is from the annotation of a GenBank genome assembly. NCBI's taxonomy places the organism in Eukaryota, Viridiplantae, Streptophyta, Magnoliopsida, Rosales, Rosaceae.
AUGGAGAGCAUUGCCUUCAGUCUCUCAUCUCCCCAAACCUUCUUUGUAGCCCUCGUAUUCACUUUUCUCUCCUUCUUCCUCGCUCUCCUCGCCGUCCGAUCACUCCCUUUCAAACCCAAAUCAGGCGGCUCGGCUACCGACCUGUCGACGUCGAAUAAAAACGAAAAGCUGCGAGCUUGCUGUGCUUGCAACUGUAACGACGUCGUCUCCGGCUCCGAUUCGGAGCCGCUGAGGGCGCCGCACUUGAACGGCGGGAUCGGUCCAGACGUGACGCAAAAGACGGCGACGGCGAUUACGGAGCGGCAAACGGGCGCGUCGAUGAUGGAGCAGCUUGUUCCGGAGAUUACGACGCACGCGCUUAGCUACUUGGACUAUCCGAGCCUCUGUAGGCUUUCGAUGACUAAUUCGCUCAUGCGAAAGGCCGCGAAUGAUGAUAAUGCGUGGAAAGCGCUUUAUCAUAAGGACUUCACAUUGGAACAGGAUGGUAUAACACCAGUUAAUGGGUGGAAGGCUUACUAUGCUGCUACAAGAGCGAUUGUGAAUGUCAAUACUGAAUUCUUUAACUUCAUCAGAGAAAGGUCACUUGCAGAAAUGAGUCGUUUAUGGCUGAAUGCAGACUAUGUGAAGUGUGUUCAUGCCUCAGGAGAACUCUUUUCAGGGUAUAAUGCAGUAAUGCAGAGUUGGCGACUUGCGUUUGAUUGGGAGCAAGGGGUCAACUUUCAGAUUCGGGAUGUGCGUGCUCGGGUUCUGACAGACAUGGCUUGGGUUACCAUGAAAACUUAUUUUGAAAUCGAUACCAAGCCAUUCAUUGUGACCAACGUCUUUGAGUUUCAUAAUGGGCGAUGGUACCUGGUGCAUCAUCACAGCUCUGAUAUGAAUGGAGAGGUAGAACAGCCGAUUGUGCAGGGGCAAUAA